Messenger RNA from Culex quinquefasciatus (southern house mosquito), 835 nucleotides. Its product is annotated as glutamyl-tRNA(Gln) amidotransferase subunit C-2, mitochondrial-like. The transcript is spliced from 2 exons. Gene Ontology annotation, biological process: glutaminyl-tRNAGln biosynthesis via transamidation; regulation of translational fidelity; mitochondrial translation. Gene Ontology annotation, molecular function: glutaminyl-tRNA synthase (glutamine-hydrolyzing) activity. Lineage: Eukaryota; Metazoa; Arthropoda; Insecta; Diptera; Culicidae. The record is from RefSeq and is a predicted model, not a curated record. The coding region runs from base 1 to 492 and encodes 163 amino acids. Gene Ontology annotation, cellular component: glutamyl-tRNA(Gln) amidotransferase complex; mitochondrion.
AUGAACUGGUAUUGCAAUAAACAUCUGCUUCAAUACGACGGUGCUGAAAAAUCCGACGGUAUUGACUCUCGAGAUUUAUCCGGGACACAGGAAAAGAGCACCCGGCAAAAGAUCAAUUACCACGAGCUUAAACAUCCGAGCAAGGUUCCCCAACGUCCACACAAACCUACGAUUGACGGCCAGUCGACACCAACCCGAAUCCCGGUGGACGCCCAAACGUUGCGGUUAAGCCUGGUGGAUCUGGAUAACGCCGAGGCCCACCGGACGCUCGAGGACGCGAUCGAGUUUGCGUCGCAGAUUCUGUCCGUGGACACCGACGGCGUGGAACCGCUGUACACGGUGCUGGAGCGGGAGCGGUUGACGCUGCGCGAGGACCGCGUGUCCGACGGGAACAUCCAGCAGGAUGUGCUGAGGAACGCACGCGUUACGGAGGAGGAGUACUUUGUGGCGCCACCGGGAAAUAUUACGCUCGAGCAGGAACCGAAGAAGUGAGGGCGGGGGGGAUGGUUGGUGGGAAGGGGAGUGUGGGCUUCCGGCAGCUGCUGGAAGCUUGUAGGGAUAGUAAAUUUGUAGCUUUAGGUUUGGGGGUGAAUGUAGUGGACGGUUUUAAGCUGAGCCCGAUUGGACGAAUGUUGCGCAAUAAUCUCAGAGAUGAAUUUAGACGAGGGGAAGCUGGAACAGCGGUGUACGAAGGAAGUUCCGGGAUUCCGAUGCGGGAGAACCUGAGCUUUGUAAAGGAAACAUUUGAUCCGAAUGUACCGUUUGGAGUUACAAUAGAGGAGCGAUUUGCGAACGGGAAGGUUCCCUUGAAUGAUUCCUUGACCCUUAAUCUGGA